Messenger RNA from Eruca vesicaria subsp. sativa (arugula), 1306 nucleotides. Lineage: Eukaryota; Viridiplantae; Streptophyta; Magnoliopsida; Brassicales; Brassicaceae. The record is from the annotation of a GenBank genome assembly.
GGGAACACUAGCUAAGACGAUAAUACUCACAUUUCUAAUAACUUUUAAUCUAUAAACCUUUAUACCACAAUCCAAUCAUGCACUCAACGUUAAGCGAUGUGUUCAUAUCGCAUCCCAUUCAUAUUCCACUCUCAAACUUACCUGACUUCACAUCCCUCCGUCACCUCCCAGACUCCUACACAUGGACCCCCAAAGACGAUCUCUUCUUCUCCGCCUCCUCCUCCUCCGACGAAUCUCUACCGUUCAUCGACCUCUCCGAUCCUCACGUGGCCACUCGUGUGGGCCAUGCUUGUACCACGUGGGGAGCCUUCCAGAUCACAAACCACGGCGUGCCCUCACGGCUUCUCCACGACAUUGAGUUCCUCACGGGAAGCCUUUUUCGGCUUCCCGUCCACAGGAAGCUCAAGGUGGCUCGGAAAGAUGAUGGUAUCUCCGGUUACGGGGUUGCUCGUAUUGCUUCCUUCUUCAACAAGCAAAUGUGGUCCGAAGGUUUCACAGUUGUUGGCUCCCCAUUUGACGAUUUCCAUAAACUCUGGCCCAUGCAUCACCUCAAAUACUGUGAAAUUAUUCAAGAGUAUGAAGAACAUAUGCAAAAGUUGGCAGCGAAGCUGAUGUGGCUAGCAUUAGGCUCAAUUGGAGUCGACGAAAAAGACAUUGAAUGGGCCGGGACGAGUUCAGACUUUCAAGGAGCUCAAGCAGCUAUCCAACUAAACCAUUAUCCAAUAUGUCCAGAACCGGACAGAGCAAUGGGCCUCGCAGCACAUACUGACUCAACUCUCAUGACCAUACUGUACCAGAACGAUACCGCCGGUCUCCAGGUAUUCCGGGAUGACGUGGGAUGGGUCACUGUCCCACCUGUCCCUGGCUCACUUGUGGUCAACGUCGGUGACUUACUCCACAUUUUGAGCAACGGUAUAUUCCCGAGCGUGCUUCACCGAGCUAGGGUUAACCACCUCCGAUCUCGCUUCUCUAUGGCUUACCUUUGGGGACCACCUUCUGAUCUGAUGAUCUCUCCGAUUCCCAAACUCGUUGAUCCUCUCCAUUCUCCUCUUUACCCAUCUCUUACUUGGAAGCAGUACCUUGCAACCAAAGCUACUCAUUUUAAUCAGUCUCUUUCCUUUAUUAGAAACUAUCUGCCUUCAGACCAAAUCUUUUGAUGUUUACUUUUCUGCUUUCAUUAUUGUACAGCUUUCAUCUGAGUUGUAAUUAGUAUUUUACUAGAUGAUACCCACGCGUAUGCGCAUGAUGAGUUUUUAUUAUAUUAAUGUUUGUUCGAUUUUAACAUUUUGAAACACCAUAAUCUAUA